CGAAAACCAGAAUCACAGACAGAGAGAGACCCAGAGAGACUGACACAGACGCACAGAAAUAGUGAGGCCCGAGAUGGAAACACUGCCUGAGACCUCAUAGGAUGACAGUCCACAGAGACGGGGACAGAUCAAGAGCGAGAGAGGCACAAAGAGGCGAUGCGGAGUUAAAGACCCUCAGAGAGGCAGAGGCGGAGAGAGAUAACCGGAGAGACACGGGAGGGAGAGACCUGGGGACGAAGAGGAGACGGUGGGCCUCAGAGGGCGAGAAAGCAGAUGGAAAGCGGAGAGAGAUUCAGAGAAGAGAAAGUUAGGGAAACUUCAGACGCGAGGCGGAACCGGGAUCCCCACGCGCUCCGCCCCGGAAAGCUCGGCUUCCUGAGUUCUAUAAAGCGCGGGGCCCCGGGCCCGGCUGCAGCCGCCCGCCGCCGGCCAUGUGCCCCCGCAACGACGCCUCCCCGGACCCCGAGGCCCAGCUGCCGCCCGCGCCCCCCGGCAGCGCCUGCCGCCCGCUGCCCUGGGCCCUGAGCGCCGCGCUGCUGCUGCUCGCGGGCACCGGCGCCGCCUGCGCGUUCCGCUGGGCCUUGCCCUCGGCCCCCGCCGCGCCGGGCCCCGGGCAACCCGAGCUCCCCCAGCUCCCCGAGUUCCUGCCGGACGCCGGCGCCCGCCUCCCCGACUCUCCGCAGGGCGUGUUCGCGCAGCUGGUGGCCCGAGAUGUGCAGCUGACCGAAGGGCUCUUGCGCUGGUACAGUGACCCCGGCCUGGCAGGCGUGUUCCUGGGGCCGGGCCUGAGUUACGACCAGCACACUGGGGAGCUGAUGGUGACGGAACCCGGAGUCUACUAUGUUUUCUUGCACCUAAAGCUGCAGCGGGUAGUAUCCAGCCAAGGCUCCGGCUCUGUCUCUGCCGUCUUGCACCUGCAGCCGCUUGGUGCCCCGCUUGCAGCCCUGGCCAUGACCUUGGACCUGCCUCCUCCAUCCUCAGAGGCCCGUGACUCCGCAGCUGGUUUCCGGGGCAGCCUGCUGCACCUGGACGCGGGCCAGCGCCUGGGUGUGCACCUGCGGGCUGAGGCGGGGACACACCUCGCCUGGCAGCUGGCGCAGGGUGCCACCGUCUUGGGCCUCUUCAGGGUGGCCACCAAAGUCCCCACUGGACUCCCCUCGUCGUGACCCACUGACAUGGGGCCUGGCUCCCGGCCCCUGGACGGAGAAAGAAUGUUGCCUUCUUUCACUGGGAUUCUUGGGGACAGAGGGUCCCAGCUACUCUACCUCACCCGGCUUGGCAGGGGUCCCCGCUGCUGACCCCCUCCUCAAGGACUCUCCAAGUCGCUUUCCAAGUCGCUCUCCCGUUCCUGCCCCAAGUUGGACUUCUGGUAUUUAUUCUGAGCCUGAGCUCAACAGUGGACUUUAUAUUAAUCCAUUCCAUUUCUAUUUAUUGAGCAUCUGCUGUACACAAGGGCCUGAGCAGGGCUGGUGAAACAUCAGUACACAAAACAGAUUUUGAAAAAAAAAAUCGUUAUUUAUGUUAAUAUGUGAGAAAUAAAGACUUAUCCCCA
This is a messenger RNA of Mustela lutreola (European mink), 1552 nucleotides long. RefSeq names its product TNF superfamily member 9 (gene TNFSF9). Gene Ontology annotation, biological process: immune response; positive regulation of cytotoxic T cell differentiation; positive regulation of activated T cell proliferation. Gene Ontology annotation, cellular component: plasma membrane. Gene Ontology annotation, molecular function: tumor necrosis factor receptor binding. NCBI's taxonomy places the organism in Eukaryota, Metazoa, Chordata, Mammalia, Carnivora, Mustelidae. The transcript has 3 exons. The record is from RefSeq and is a predicted model, not a curated record. The coding region runs from base 432 to 1166 and encodes 244 amino acids.